CUGUUCGAUCUGGCGUUUCACGGGGCCGGUCUGGGGACCACGCUGCUCGGCCUGAUCGUGCUCGGCGCCCUGCUGGUCGAAAUCGUCAGCGCCGGCGUGGGACGGCUGUCGUGGGACUUCCUGACGAGCCUGCCCUCCCGCCGGGCCGAGGACGCCGGCAUCUACGCCGCGCUGCUGGGGACGGUCUGGGUCAUUUCCGCGACAGCCGUGCUCGCGGUGCCGGUGGGCGUGGGGACGGCGAUCUAUCUCGAGGAGUAUGGGACCCGGGACCGCUGGUUUCGGCUCAUCGAGAUCAACAUCGCCAAUCUGGCCGGGGUGCCGUCGAUCAUCUACGGCCUGCUCGGUCUGGGGCUGUUCGUGCGGGCCCUCGCCAUGGGACGGAGCGUGCUCGCGGGUGCAGCGACCCUGGCGUUGCUCGUGCUGCCGGUCGUCAUCCUGGCGUCCCGCGAGGCGCUGCGCGCGGUCUCGCCAUCCCUGCGCGAGGCCUCGUACGCGCUCGGGGCGACUCGCUGGCAGACCAUCUGGCAUCAGGUGCUCCCGGCCGCGCUGCCGGGCAUCCUGACCGGCACGAUGCUGGCGCUGUCCCGGGCGAUCGGCGAGACGGCCCCGUUGAUCACCAUCGGCGCCCUGACCUACGUGCCGUUCGCGCCCGACGGCAUCUGGUCACCAUUCACGGUGCUGCCGAUUCAGGUGUUCAACUGGGUGUCUCGACCGCAGGAAGCGUUCGUCGAAAACGCUGCAGCCGGUAUCAUGGUGUUGCUGGCGCUGCUCCUGGCGAUGAAUGGGACGGCGGCGUGGUUGCGCGAUCGGUACCAGCGGUAG
Messenger RNA from Geodia barretti, 822 nucleotides. NCBI's taxonomy places the organism in Eukaryota, Metazoa, Porifera, Demospongiae, Tetractinellida, Geodiidae. The record is from the annotation of a GenBank genome assembly.